This is a messenger RNA of Manduca sexta (tobacco hornworm), 2567 nucleotides long. RefSeq names its product kelch domain-containing protein 4. The record is from RefSeq and is a predicted model, not a curated record. The transcript has 9 exons. Gene Ontology annotation, molecular function: protein binding. Lineage: Eukaryota; Metazoa; Arthropoda; Insecta; Lepidoptera; Sphingidae.
UGGUCGAAAGAUAAAGACCCUAGGACGAACAAUUAAAUAUGUAACGUAAUAUAAUUAGUUUUAAAUGAAAUUAUUAAAUAAUUAUUCAGUGGUAAAAACAAAACAUUAAUGAAAAAUUUGCAAUUUUACCAAAAGGCAGGAGAUGAAUCAUUAUGUCAAGUCUCGAGAUCUAGAUUCUAAACGCCCUAACCUGUACGAGUGUUUUUAUUUUUGUUGUCUAGGUUUUCUAUAUUUUAAAAGAGAUUUGUGAAACAAAUAUGGGUAAGAAGAAAAAUAAGAAUAAGCUGAGCGGUGCUGUGAAAACCGCCGCAAAAACUGAGAAAAAGUUGGCCAACAAACUGAAAAAAGAACUCGCAAACUUAGGCGAGGAGGAUAUAGCAAAAGUAAUAGCUCAGAUUGAGCGCGAGGAAGCGAAGAGAGCGGCAGCGACAGACAAGACACUGCCAGGGCCUCCGUCCCCACGAGCAUAUGCCUCCCUGACUUCACACCCCACAAACAAUGAACUUAUUAUGUUUGGUGGAGAGUACCAUAAUGGGCAGAAGACAGAGACAUAUAAUGAGUUGUUAUUCUACAACCCCGCUAACAACACAUGGCGGCAGUGAGGCGCCGCGCCGCCGCCACGCAGCGCUCACCAGGCGGUCGCCACACCAGCCAAUAAAGGAGAACUAUGGGUGUUUGGUGGAGAGUUCACAAGCCCAUCAGAGACACAGUUUUACCACUACAAAGAUCUUUGGUGCUUCUCACUAGCUGAGAAGAAAUGGGAAAAGGUGGUAGCCCCCAAUGGCCCAUCUCCACGCUCUGGUCACCGCAUGGUGCUCCUCGGGCGCAAGUUGUUCGUGUUCGGCGGCUACGCGGACGACGGCCGCGAGUGUAAAUACUUUGACGACGUGUACACAUUCUGCCUUGACACUCGCGUAUGGACUAAACUCGCGGCCAGUGGGAGAGGACCCUGUGCUAGGUCAGCAUGUGUCACUGUUCCGGCUGGGAAUGACUCGUUGAUAGUGUACGGUGGUUUCUCCCGCGUGCGGGAAGGCAAGACCGAGCGCACACACACACACACGGAUCUCUUCCGGCUGAGCGAGCGGACGGGCGGCGGCUGGACGUGGCGCAGUCUCACAGGUGGCGCCUUCGCCCCCCCGGCCAGGGCCGGACACGCCGCCGCUGUCAAUGUGCACAGUAAUAAGGCGUAUGUCUUCGGUGGAGUUAGUGAUGUGGAGGAGACAGAAGAGGAGCUCCGAGGCGAGAUGAGCGACGAGCUACUCCUGCUGGACUUGGAGACAGGCAAAUGGCACAAUGUGCCAUUGCGCAGCGAACAAACCAAGCAGAUGGAAGAAGUUAAAGAGCCAGUGGAAACUGUAGAAGAUGAUACAAAGGAGACUGUUACAGUGGUAACAGACGAAGUAUUCACCAUGAAGCUGGGCGGCGCCCCGGUCAGUACAGGGUUGGCGGUAGGUGCAACUCCGGUGGGUAUCGUCCCCCGAACGGGGCCCACUGCUCGUAUGUCCGCCAUGAUGGCGGUGCAGCGAUCCGUACUAUACGUGUAUGGUGGAGUGUUGGAAAAGGACGAUAAACAAUUCUAUCUUGGAGAUAUGUAUAGUUUAGAUCUGCACAAACUAAGCGAAUGGAAAACGAUAAUAGAGCAGCCGCCGUUGCCGAACUGGCUCGGAUCCAGCUCUGAAGACGAGGACGAUGAUGGUUCCGAAGAUGAUUCUGACAGCAGCGACGAGUCAGACUAAUCUACAAUCAACUCUAUUGCUUUAGUGUAAGAGAUGACUAUUGAAUGUGUAUAAGUUAGUACAUAAGAAACAAAUGAAAUACAAAAUAUUUCUAGGAUAAUCUAACAUUCAGCUGUAUUUUUAUAAAAAUGGUGAAGAUUCUUAACAGCACAUUUACCACUUGUUGGUGCUCCAUUCAGCAAAAGGGCACGCUAACUGUACUUUUAGGAGCUAUCUGUUCGAAAUAUAUAAUACAUAUAGAAAAAAAAACAUAUUUCAGUAAUAUGUUAUCCUUACUUUGGUUUUGUGUAAAUUUUAUAAUAUGGAUAUAAUGUGGAUGUUGUUUAACGUCAUUCAUAAUGAAAAUGGCAUAUUUUUUUUAUAAGAAAUUGUUCCUAAAUCUAUAUAUUGCCGCCGGUAACUUGUGCGCCGUAAAUGUGUGGAACGUAUGCUCAAGACCGCUUGCUCGUGAGAGGCCCUUUAGUGAAGCAACGUGCCCAUUGUCCAGAGGUCAGUUUUGGGUAUUGUUGUACAAGUCAAUGCAACGCAUUCGUACUAGUGCAUUUACAUUAUUUUAAACAUACUUUGACUUCUGAAUUUAUUUUAAGUUUAUAUUAUUUUCUAUACAAAAUAAAAGUACCGAAUAUGAAAGAUUUUUUAUCAAAUAGUUUUAUUAUUUAUAAUAAUGUAAAAUAAUGAAGAAAGAUUCCAUGUUCCCAAAACUAGUAAUUAGGAUGUUCCGAAAUGCUUAAAUCUCAAAUAUUGGCUGUCUCAUAAAAAACACGGUUUCAUAGAAAUGUUAAACAAAAUCCACUUUAUACAGAAAAUAAAUAAUACAAGGGUAAAAUUUUU